UUUUGCGAAGCAGGUCAUCGACCUCGUCCAGUAUCUGAUUUUUCACAGUGUGAUCCAGGACAGAACUCAAGUGUUUUUUAGAGGACUGACCAUGUUACUGGUCUUUUUGACCUUUUCCUUCUUUCUGCUGCUCCACCAGACUUCUGCAGAUGUUUUCCUCCAGAGUCGGCAUGCCAAUCAGGUCCUUAAACGAUGGAAGCGAGCCAACAGCCCAUUUGAGGAAUUCCGGCAGGGCAAUAUGGAGCGGGAAUGUGUUGAGGAGUCUUGUAACUGGGAAGAGGCCAGAGAAAUAUUUGAGAAUAAUGAGAAAACGGAUGAGUUCUGGAAUGUGUAUUUUGAUGGAGAUGCUUGUACGUCCCAGCCAUGUAUAAAUAACGGCCAGUGUAAAGACGGAAUCGGGAAAUACAAUUGUUUCUGCCCACAAGGAUUUCACGGUUACAACUGUGAAUUUGCCAUCCCUCAGCUGUGUGAGAAUAACAACGGUGGCUGUGACCACUUCUGUCACGUCAUAGACGAGAAAAUUGGAUGCUCAUGCGCACAGGGCUACGAGCUGGCUUUAAAUGGCAAAAACUGCCAUUCUGACGAUCCUUUUAAAUGUGGUGUUGUCCAUCCAAUGAAGAAUACAAGGACAAUCUUUUUUUACAUCCCAGAUAAUGACAACACCACACAGAGCACAAAUUCUACAACAACAACAACAACACAACAUUACAACACGGCCACAGAGACAGUAGAAAGCAUUGCUGAUAGUACCAUCAGUCCUGACAGCGAAUAUAGCAUGGUUGAUGUGAACGAGGAUGACUUCCUUCCUGAAUCCGCUGGGACAACACGGGUUGUUGGAGGACAAGAGUGUCCUCCAGGGGAGUGUCCCUGGCAGGCUCUUCUAAUGGAUGAAGAAGGGACAGGCUUCUGUGGAGGAACCAUCCUGAAUGAGUAUUUCAUCCUCUCUGCAGCCCAUUGUAUGAACCAGUCCAAAGUCACAACAAUAGUUCUUGGUGAGUUCAACACCAACAAGGCAGAAGGCAGGGAAGCCACACAUGCGGUGGAGCUCUACAUCACACACACUAACUACGUCCCUGAGACCUACCACAACGACAUUGCUCUCAUCAAACUGAAAACACCUAUAAAGUUCACCAAGUACAUUUUACCCGCUUGUCUACCAGACCGUGAUUUUGCAGAGCGAGUGUUGAUGCAUCAACCAGAUGGCAUGAUAAGUGGCUUUGGGCGCGUUAGUGAUCGCGGCCCACAGGCCACUCUACUGCAGAAGCUGACAGUGCCCUAUGUGGACCGUGCAACUUGCAUGGAGUCCAGCUCUUAUAAAAUUUCCAAGCACAUGUUCUGUGCUGGAUUUGACAAGGAAAGCAAGGACGCCUGCCAGGGUGACAGUGGCGGACCUCACGUAACACGGUACAAGGAUACCUGGUUUGUGACAGGUGUAGUGAGCUGGGGAGAGGGUUGUGCUCGUGAGGGAAAGUAUGGAGUGUACACACAGGUGUCAAAGUACAUCAGGUGGUUGAACCAGCUGAUGAGCCGCAUAAUGAAUUUAAAGAAAAGGAGGAAAAGAGAUGCAUUGUACAAUGUCACAUACGUCUGAGAGUGCAUAAUGGAAAAAAAUACUGAGACGAAAAAGGAGAUGUGUCACUGUUCAUGACAUGAUGGCAAUGAUGUUUGUGAGAUUAAGUUGAAUAAAAGAAAUCUUGAGUCA
Messenger RNA from Alosa alosa (allis shad), 1702 nucleotides. It is a transcript of the gene f10, whose product is annotated as coagulation factor X. NCBI's taxonomy places the organism in Eukaryota, Metazoa, Chordata, Actinopteri, Clupeiformes, Clupeidae. Gene Ontology annotation, molecular function: calcium ion binding; serine-type endopeptidase activity. Gene Ontology annotation, biological process: blood coagulation; proteolysis. The transcript has 8 exons. Gene Ontology annotation, cellular component: extracellular region. Bases 92 to 1591 code for a protein of 499 amino acids. The record is from RefSeq and is a predicted model, not a curated record.